Molecule: messenger RNA, 1527 nt
Organism: Orbicella faveolata
Lineage: Eukaryota; Metazoa; Cnidaria; Anthozoa; Scleractinia; Merulinidae
Source: RefSeq, a predicted model, not a curated record
UGUUUCUCGAAGUGGGUGUAGACUGUGCUCGUACAUAUUGGUGUAGUUCUUGGAGCUGUCUUUUUUUUUUCACCUUGCAGAACUGACAACUGCGAGUGACUGUAAAACAGAGGACUGUCUUCAGUAUGGAUCCCGGAUAUGGCACCCCAAGAUCUGUUGAUGCUGUAGAUCCGACUGCGUCAUAUGAUACAUGGCCGACUUUGCCAUCUACUCGUGAAAGCCGUGGCUCGCGUUGUUUCUGCUGUCGCUGGCGUUUAUCAUGGUCUGCUGUGAGCGUUGUGGAGAUCGCACUGGAACUUUUGACUGUUGUGCUCUACUUCUUCUUCACCAAAACCAUUCUGAAACGCAUGCUACCAGCUGGCACGGUGAAGGACGAACAAGUGACACCGUUAUCGGAGUGGAUGUUGCGAAUGGUGGGGAGCAUGAUAUGUGUACAGGUCAGCAUGAACAUUUGGCUCUUUGAUGUGGAGGUCGCUGUACAACCCAUCCACUCACUCAUCCACGCGAUGGCCAACACCUGCCAGAUCGAUCUUCAUCCUGCUUCUGCAGUCGCUUUGUCCUUGAUAAAGAAACUGAAAAAGUUAUCAGCUCAGCAAUUUCAAGCAAAGCGUUUGCCAUCUUCCCUCUCUGGAAACUCAGAGCUGAAACUCAUCUUCCCCCCCCCCCCCNUUCAUAGUAUGUCAGAGUGGAAUGCUGUCAACAUUGCCAUGGUCACUUUAGCAUCUGCAUUUGGACUCUUUAGAGUGAUCACGCUGAUUUUUGACCCUGUUUGGUGGUUGUGGGUGCCAGACCCUAACUACGAAACAAACUGAUGUAAAAUAAUUGAUAAUAGCCGUAGUUAAAUUCUUUACAGAAGUUAGAAUGCACUGCAGUUUCUGUAAACCAGCAAUGUGAAUUGUGGUGAAUGCGAACCUCAUAUCCUCAUCUGUCUUAAUUCAGGGGAAGGGUUGGAGUGUAGAGAGAGACCCUAGGAGGGAGGUUGACAGUAAUAGGGUAGCAGACCUGGGUAACGUGUUUAUAUCCUUGUUGCCACCCAAUUCAGACCGGGUGAGUAUUCAUUUUUGAGGUUACAAUAUUAUUGUUUCUGCCACACACAACUUAUUGCUUGGAAGUAUGUGCAAACGGAUUAAUUGUAACCUCGCAAAUGAAUCAUCGUGUGAUCUAAAUUAGAUGGCAACAAGGAUGUCAACAUGUUAAAAAAACAAAUCUGUCUACUGGCUCUGUUAUGUUCUACUUUCUCUUUCCCUCACAAGUAUGCAACAUCAAAAAGCCUAUGUAAGACAGAUAUUAAUUUUGAGGUAUAUGCAGAAACACAGUGUAGUAGUAGUUAAAUGUGAAAGGCUUACAGUGACACUAGCUAAGCUUUUAAAAUAAAUUGUAACGCUCAUUACCUCAGAGAAAUAUAGAUGAAAUAACUGAAAAUUACAACAAGAUGGCAGCUUCAAUCAAUGAGAUGUGACGUCUUAGAAAUGCGGCCAAAGUCUGGAAACUGGGAAACGAGAGAGAAGACAUUGUUUAGUUCAGUGG